Molecule: messenger RNA, 1876 nt
Organism: Aspergillus wentii DTO 134E9
Lineage: Eukaryota; Fungi; Ascomycota; Eurotiomycetes; Eurotiales; Aspergillaceae
Product: MFS transporter
Exons: 3
Coding region: 182-1600 (472 amino acids)
Biological process (GO): transmembrane transport
Cellular component (GO): membrane
Molecular function (GO): transmembrane transporter activity
Source: RefSeq, a predicted model, not a curated record
AGAAACCCCAGUUCCACAUACCUGCAAAAUUUGAGCUGGUUCUACUUAUCAAUUUCACUCCCCAUAAAUAGACAUUUUCACUAAGUGUGGAUUUCUCACAUCUCGGGUAGUCACUAUCUUUGACCUCCCACUUCCUGUGACCUUUGGAGUUUUCUGAGUGUCUUGUUCUAUGAUUGAAUAAAUGGCGCGGAUUGACCUUUCAGACGACCCGACGACCCCUCUGCUGCAGUCGACAAAAGUGGGAGACGCGGCAGCCCCAGGCGAAAUAAUUGAGACUCAGAGAACUACUGAGGCUGAUUUAAGCCUUCAAUCCUCGCUGGACAGAUGGAAUGACCCUCCGAUCAACGUGUGGCGGAUUCUCGCCAGCUUCUUCAGCUUCAUUGUGGUCGGCGCAAGUGAUGGAACGUAUGGUGCAUUAGUCCAUUAUCUUGGUGAAUACUACAAACUCGACUAUAGCAAUUUGUCUUUGGUAUUCCUUUCUCCUUGUAUUGGGUAUGCAGCGGCUGCUCUGUUCAACAAUUCCAUCCAUGCGCGUUUUGGACGCCGCGGUGUUGCGGUUCUGGGGUCAGGAUUCCAUCUAAUCGGCUUCGGGAUCUCCACCCAGCAUCCGUCAUACUCCGUACUCAUCUUCUUGUUCAUAUUUUCUGGCUUAGGUAAUGGUCUGCUGGAUGCCGCAUGGAAUGCCUGGAUUGGUGCUAUGGCAGACAGCAACAAACUGAUGGGUAUCCUUCAUGGAUUCUAUGGGCUUGGAGCGGCCUUAGCACCAGUGACAGCCACUUCUUUGAUAGACAAACAUGGAUGGCAGUGGUACGAAUACUACUACCUCAUGGCAGCCGGGGCGAUGAUUGAGACCAUAACUUUGGCUACUGUGUUUUGGUCGGCACAAGGACACUCAGUGAAGAUGAAUGACCGCACCACUGGUGAGAAUGGCAAUGAUGACAAUGAUCAUUGUCCGCGGUCCUGGUGGGAAACACUGGGCAAUAGUCCACCAAUCCAGUCACUUGGAUUUGCCUCCACUUGGAUAAUUUGUCUAUUCAUUUUCAUCUAUGCUGGUGUGGAAAUCUCUGUGGGUGGUUGGGUUUUAACCUUGCUUGUUGACAACCGGGGCAUAUCCCCAUAUAGAGCAGGCGUGGCAAACACUCUUUACUGGACCGGCCUUACUUUGGGUCGUGUCCUCCUAGGAUUUGUGACGACCUACCUACAGUCUGACGGGCUGGUGGUGACAACGUACUUAGUGGCGAGUAUAACAUCUCUCACGGUUUUCUGGUUGAUAGGCAACUUUACGGUCUCGAUAAUUGCGCUUUCCCUACUAGGAUUUUUCCUUGGUCCAUUGUGUCCGGAAGCCAUCAUUGCUCUGGCUCACAUACUACCGAAGCAACUGCAUGUCGCCGGUAUUGGCAUUGCAGUAGCACUCGGCAGUGCUGGUGGGUGUGUAUUCCCUUUUCUGACUGGCACUUUGGCAAAGAUCGCCGGUAUCCAAGUAUUGCAACCGUUUGUUCUAGCAAUGCUUAGUCUUUGUUUGUUCAUAUGGGCUCUCUUUAUUGUUUUGUCAAGACAUGGUCGGAUAGAAAGCCCACCUAGAAGAUCUCCUGAUAUUUGAGUUACAGGUGUCAUCAUUGGUAUACUAGGGGAAGCACCAACGGGAAUCCAUCGUCUGAUUUAUCUAUCGCCUCAAGAUCUUUCCUGUCUCAUCCUUGUCAACCGGACCCUUUGUGAGAUCGGAACGUCCUUCACCAUCGUUGGGUCUUGCAUUGAACAAUAUCAGUUCCGAAUACUAUAAAGAUAAAGACUAUGACUGUCAAGAUAAAUACUAGGAGCCUUUAGUCUUAUUACGUGCUAGGUUAUUUCAUCUCAUAAAUUCAACUACACCAUCCUC